CGAUCUGUCACUCUCCCUCUCGUUUUUGCACGCACGCGGCACGCCCCUCCCUCUCUUUUGCAGCAAAAAAAGAAGCUCAGCUUUCACUGCAAUGGCCAAUGAGCAGAGUAGUGCUGUGAACGGAGACACUAUGGAAAAGCAAAAAGGCAUCCAAAUCUCCGUGCUUGAUGAUGAUGAUGAAGAACAAAAUGAACAACAGCAAGAAGAAUAUGCUACGGAUGAAUUUGAUGAUGAUGAUGAGGAGGAAGAAAAAGAAUUUGUGACUUUAGGUUUUGUGGAAAAGCCCAAGACUCGCUGGUCACUUCUCCGUCAAUUGUUUCCUAGCAAGGCUGGAGGCGUACCGGCCUGGUUAGAUCCGAUGAAUUUGCCAUCAGGAAAAUCUUGCGUUUGUGAUAUAUGUGGAGAACCUUUGCAGUUCUUGCUUCAGGUGUAUGCACCGAUCGAGAAAGAAUAUGCAUUUCAUCGAACAUUGUUUGUCUUCAUGUGUUUAUCAAUGAGCUGUCUUCGUCGGGAUCAACACGAGCAAUGGAAACGCCAUCCAGAGAAGCCUUCUAGAAGUGUGAAGGUUUUUCGUUGCCAAUUGCCUCGCUUUAAUCAUUUCUACCCAAGUGAGCCCCCAAGACACGAUGGGACUGACAAACCCUCUGGAGCUGGAGCUGCACUUUGUAGUUGGUGUGGUACUUGGAAAGGAGAUAAACUCUGUAGUAGCUGCAGGACUGCUCGUUAUUGCUCAGAGAAACACCAGGUCAUGCAUUGGCGCUCUGGUCAUAAGAUUGAUUGUCAACGGAUGAUUAUUUCUUCCGACUGCCCCAACAAAAAUGGAGCUACUUCAGCAAAUUUACAAAAAGCUGUGAGCAACACUCUAUGGGCAGAAUAUGAGAUGAUAAUUGAGAAUGAAACUGAAUUCAGCACAGAAAUGGUCGAGAAUAAUGCAUGUACUAAUUCAUUGAUCUCCAAGGAAAAAAUUGAUGAUACAAUGAUGUCACAUAUCAAUAUUGAGGGUGAUGAAGACAAAAAAAGUUGGGCCUCUUUCCAGGAGUGCAUAGCCAAGGCCCCUGAACAAGUAUUGAGGUAUUGCAGGGAUGGUAGCGCUAAACCCUUAUGGCCCAUGUCAAGUGGCCGGCCAUCAAAAGCUGAUAUUCCAAAAUGCAAGUACUGUGGUGGCCCGCUGUGUUUUGAGUUUCAGAUCUUACCUCAGUUGCUGUAUUACUUUAGUGUGAAGGACGAAGUUGACUCUCUUGAUUGGGGGACUAUUGUUGCAUAUACUUGCGAAGCCUCUUGUGAGGGGAAUGUUUCUUACAAAGAGGAAUACGCUUGGGUUCAACAUGCUACUCUACCUUGAUAGUUAUUUAUCUUUUUACUGAUUUCCUAUAUUUCUUUUUCUAGAUAUUAGCUUAUGUUCUUUAACUGAAAAGUUGAGAAAGAAAAGAAUUUACUUAUUUUACUGUCUAUUUAAGCGAUAAGACAGUAAUUUAAAUCUGCCAUGGAAUUAUGUUCUAUAAAAUGAAAUUUUGCCACAAAAAAAAGGUGAGUAGAUGUUUCAUGUUGAUUCUCCUCAGUCAUUUGGUGUGCUGAUGUUUAAUUUUUUGUUUGUAGACCGUGUUGAAUCAUAGAAGGGACUUCUCUGACCUCAACCAUUGUAAUAAAUCUUUGGCUUAUUCAUUUAAAUUCUUUAUUUCUUCCAAAUGCAGAAUGUCUUUUAUCAUUUUCUCC
Messenger RNA from Corylus avellana, 1713 nucleotides. Its product is annotated as zinc finger (MYND type) family protein / programmed cell death 2 C-terminal domain-containing protein. Gene Ontology annotation, cellular component: cytoplasm. The record is from RefSeq and is a predicted model, not a curated record. Lineage: Eukaryota; Viridiplantae; Streptophyta; Magnoliopsida; Fagales; Betulaceae.